AUGAAGGGAUUUAUCGGAGGAAUUCCCAUUGCACUGCUGGCAGUUGCUGCUCAGGCCCAGUUCGUUGAGCGCGGUCAGGGCAUCGCUGAUACGGGAAACACCGUCAUCAAUGGCCCCUCCGGCAAGGACGCUGACGCCACCUUCACCAAUCCUUAUGCUCCCAACAUCCAUGAAAACCACCAGAAGCACACGUCCACCAAGGAAGACCACUCAGUGAACGUGAAGCACACCACUGAGUUCUACCCCGAGCACCAUGCUCCCGUUGUGGUCGAAGGACCUCAGGUCCCCGGAAUGGGUCCCUUCUCUAAGAGACACGCCCCCGGCGGCACCGCCCUGGGUGGACCAUCUGGUAACGAUGGUGGACAGAGCUUCGACAUGCCCACCACUGUCAACGUGAACACCGCUGUCGACGAGAACAACCAGGAUGAUCACUCAAUUGGUCUUAACCACAAGGAUUCCUACUACGCUCUUCCUCCCUGGAAGCGCUCAUUCGGCAACGGCCACGAAGGUGGCACUGCUCUCGGCGGUCCCUCCGGAGAUGAUGAAGGCAGCAGUUUCAGCAAGUCCAACACUGCCAACAUCCACACCAACGUGAAUGAGGUCAACAAAGACGACCACUCCAUUGAUCUCGACCACAAGGACUCUUACUACGGUCUCCCUGCCUGGAAGCGGGGAUUGGGACACGACCACGAAGGUGGCACCGCCCUGGGUGGUCCUUCUGGCACUGACGGUGGUCAGAGCUUCGACCUGUCCAACACUGCCAACAUCAAGACCGAUGUUAAUGAGCACAACCAGGAUGAUCACUCCAUUGGCUUGGACCACAAGGACUCAUACUACGGCCUUCCCCCCUGGAAGCGCUCAUUUGGACAUGGCUACGAGGGUGGUACUGCCUUGGGCGGUCCUUCUGGAGACGACGAGGGACAGAGCGUCAGCCUCCCUACCACUGUUGAUAUCAACACUGCUGUCAACGAGCAUAACCAGGACGACCACUCCAUCGACCUGAAGCACAAGGAUGCUUACUACGGUCUGCCUCCCUGGAAGCGUUCGUUCGGACAUGGAAACGGUGGUGGUACUGCUCUCGGCGGUCCCUCCGGUGAUGAUGAAGGCCAGAGCGUGAGCCUUCCUACCACUGUUGACGUCACUACCUCCGUUCACGAUGUCAACAAGGAUGACCACUCUAUUGGCCUCGAUCACACUGACUCCUACGGUCUUCCCCCAUGGAAGCGCGGACUGGGACCCGACCACGGCGGCACUGCCCUAGGUGGACCUUCUGGCGAUGAUGGCGGUCAGAGCUUCGAUUUGUCAAACACUGCCAACAUUAAGACUGAUGUCAACGACGUCAACAAGGACAGCCAUGCCAUCGACCUCAAGCACACCGAUAUCAACGGCCCUGGCGGCCCCGGACACUGGGGACCUCACCACGGUGGUUGGGGACCCGACCACGACGUUGACUUGAACUCGAUCAAGCAGGAGAACAACGGCCCCGCUGCCGGUGGCGUUGGACCCUUUAACCGUCGCUCCACCGAGCACUGGCCCCACCCUCACCCCGGCUACUGGGGCCCUGAGGAGAACUUCGACCUGAAUGCCAUCAAGCAGGUCAACAAUGGUCCAGCUGCUGGUGGUGUCGGUCCUUUCAACCGCCGCUCCACUGAGCACUGGCCUCAUCCCCACCCUGGUUACUGGGCUCCCGAAGAGGACGUUGACAUCAACACCAUCAACCAAGUGAACAAUGGUCCUUCUGCCGGUGGUGUCGGAGGCUUCGCUCGUCGCUCUACUGACGGCUGGGAGCACCCCCACCCUCAUCCUCACCCUGGAUACUGGGCCCCUGAGGUUGACCACGAUAUCAACACCAUCAACCAGGUCAACAACGGCCCGGCUGCCGGUGGUGUUGGUCCUUUCAACCGUCGUUCCACUGAGAACUGGCCUCACCCUCACCCCCACCCCUACUGGGCCCCCGAGGAGGACUUCGAUAUCAACUCUAUCAAGCAGAUCAACAACGGACCUGCGGCUGGCGGUGUUGGUCCCUUCAACCGUCGCUCGACUGAGGGCUGGGAACACCCUCACCCCCAUCCUUACCCUGGUUACUGGGCCCCCGAGGAGGAUUAUGACCUCAACGCCAUUAAGCAGGUGAACAAUGGACCUUCCGCAGGUGCCGUUGGACCCUUCGGUCGUCGUGCCUUUGCGCCUACUCGUGAAUCUACUGGCGGUGAUGGCACUGCUCUCGGUGGUCCUUCCAACGACGAUGAUGACGGCACUGCCUACUCCGACCCCACCAAUGUCGAUUCGAACACUGAUGUCGACGAGCACAGCGAGGACAACCACGCUGUCAAGGAGGAUGUUACCCACAUCCACCACCCUGACGGUCCCUGGGGAGCUUCGCCUUCCCACCAAGAGGCUCCUCCCUCAGGGGACCACUCUGAGGGCCCUCCAGCCUCCUUCUCUUCCAAGGAGGAGUCCGCCCCUCCUCGCGAGGAGAACGGGGAGUGCUCCGCUCAGGUCCACGAGGUCGUCCGCACCGUCACCAAGACCCAGUACAAGACCGCCAUGGCUACCCGCGUUCUCUACCAGUCCGCCCCCUCCAUGGAGACCAGUGCCGUUCCCAUGGCCAACACUCCCCAGCAGUCUGCCCAAGUUGACCCCAAGAUCAUGACCAGCGCCGUGCCCAUGGCCAACACUGCCCAGCAGUCUGCUCAAGUCGACCCCAAGAUGAUGUCGUACGCUGUCUCUGCUCCGGCCCCUGCCUCAUCUGACGCACUUGACCGCGGCUAUGACUACGCCUCACAGCGCCCUAACAGCCACGCUGCCUCUUACUCCAUGAUCCCCGUCCACGUGCCCAUGGCAACCCCCGCCUCUUCCGGUGCUUCCAUGGCCACUCCCUCAGGUACCCACGGCUUGAACAUGCCUACCGGUGUGGACGCUGAGAAGAAGGCUGCCUCCUCAUCUGCAGCUGCUUCUCCCUCCAACUCCCAUGGCGCUGGCACCAUGUUCAUGGGUGCCGCCCCUCGCCUCUCAGGAGGUCUCGUUUCCGCGGCUACCGCCGUGAUGGGUGUCCUCGCUUUCAUUCUCUAG
This is a messenger RNA of Penicillium salamii, 3069 nucleotides long. NCBI's taxonomy places the organism in Eukaryota, Fungi, Ascomycota, Eurotiomycetes, Eurotiales, Aspergillaceae. The record is from the annotation of a GenBank genome assembly.